AUGCUCGUAAAUCUUGGGGCAGUGUUUCAGCCUCAUGGUUUGGGUCACCUCCUUGGAUUGGAUGUGCAUGAUGUUGGAGGCUAUCUUGAAGACACACCUCCUCGACCUCAGGAAGCUGGUUUCUGGUCUCUUCGCACAGCCAGGGUGUUAGAGGAGAACAUGGUCCUCACAAUUGAACCUGGAUGCUACUUUAUUGAUCAUCUUUUGGAUCAAGCAUUGGCUAAUCCUGCUCAGGCACAGUUUCUGGUUCCCGAGGCAAUAGCCCGCUUCCGUGGAUUUGGUGGAGUCAGGAUUGAGGAUGAUCUUGUUGUGACUGUCGAUGGCACGGAAGACCUUGCGCAGGGUACGAUUCCACAAACUGUGGAGGAGAUUGAAGAACUUAUGGCUGAAGGUCAACAGGAGGAUGUGUUUGUCCCUCAGCUUCGUGCUCAGGAGAAGCUUGGUCAGUAA
This is a messenger RNA of Homarus americanus (American lobster), 450 nucleotides long. RefSeq names its product xaa-Pro dipeptidase-like. The record is from RefSeq and is a predicted model, not a curated record. NCBI's taxonomy places the organism in Eukaryota, Metazoa, Arthropoda, Malacostraca, Decapoda, Nephropidae. Gene Ontology annotation, molecular function: peptidase activity.